AGGACGGCGUUUCAGUUAGCGGCGAGCCGCUGUCGAGAUUGGGAUUGUUUUAUCGUCGGUUUCGAUUCUCUCCCCCUCGCUUUUCGCGCCACCGAGCUCGUCCGUCGAUCGCAACGAUCCGGACGAAACGCGUCUCCGGAGAUCCAAGUUUCCUCGAGCGAGAGGAACUCUUCGGAGCGGUGAACCAAACGAGCCUUCCCCCGAACGGUAAUCUGGUUUCAGUGCGUGGAACAGUGCGUUUUAUUUUUUCGUGAAGGUAUAAUAACAAAAUUCAUCGCGACCAUCGUAGGAAUAAUCUCGACCGGUAUCGAUAUAAUGUGAAUCGCUGUGAGUGAGUGAGAGAAUUGAGCGAGACAGAGAGAGAGAAAGCGAGAGAGGGAGAAAGAGACGGACAACAGAAAUUAAACGUGAUCCGAUUUCAACAUGACGCGGAGCGUGGCCUAAGACCGAUCGCGUUUCAGUCCCUCUACCUCGGAGGGAAAAGUCAAGCGAGAGAGGCGAGAACCUCCUCUCGUUCUCGCGGUCACCGUAGCGUCCCCGUAACUCCCCCCGAAGAACGUUCGCCAUCGGUGCGGAAACAUGACGGAGAAGCAACGAGGUCCGCGUUCCUUCCGGACCGUCCUCGCGACGAUCCUGUUCGGCCAGUUCCUGCUGCUGCUGCCGGCGCAGCAGGCCCGCGGCGAGAUCUACCCCAAGAUGUUCUCCAGCCAGCAGAGCCCCAGCGACCCGUGCUACGACGAGGACCGGCCGCGACGCUGCAUUCCCGACUUCGUGAACGCGGCCUUCGGGGCGACCGUGGAAGCGUCGUCCACGUGCGGCACCGGCGGGCCCACCCGCUACUGCGACGUGAAUGACGAGCCCGGCGGCACCGCCGGCAUCGGCCACUGCCACGUGUGCGACGACAGCACACCUCGACGGCGCUUCCCCGCCAGUUACCUGACCGAUCUCAACAAUCCCAACAACGUCACCUGCUGGCGCAGCGAGCCGCUCGUCAGCUCGCAAAGCUUCUCGGCACCGCCCGACAACGUCACCCUCACCCUCUCGCUCGGCAAGAAGUACGAGUUGACGUACGUCAGUCUGCAGUUCUGCCCGCGCGCCGCCAAGCCGGACUCGAUCGCGAUCUACAAGUCCAUGGAUUACGGCAAGACCUGGCAGCCGUUCCAGUUCUACUCGUCGCAGUGCCGGCGGGUCUACGGCAGACCGAAUCGCGCCACCAUCACCAAGUCCAACGAGCAGGAGGCGCGAUGCACCGAUAGUCAUCGUUACACCGGGGGAGACGGCCUCGGCCCGGUCGGCAGAAUCGCCUUCAGCACCCUGGAGGGCCGACCGUCCGCCGCCGACUUUGACAACUCGCCGGUGCUGCAGGACUGGGUUACCGCCACCGAUAUCCGCGUGGUGUUCAACCGACUGCACAUGCCGCAGCAGCCGGAUCAGAUGACGUCGCACAAUGGCGCCGAGGAACAUCACAUCGCGGCGAUCGGCGUCGAGGAGCUGACCAAGAGGGAGCGGGAGGAGCGCCUCAAGAGCCAGAAGAACGCGAUUCUCCUUCACGCGCAGCACGAUCCCCUGGUCACGGCGUUGCCGUCGGUGCACCAGGUGCUCGCGCCCCAGGAGAUGCAGUCCAACGACGCGAUCGACUCCGCGGUGCGGGACAUGGGCUUCGUCCCGAUCACCGUCUCCACGUCCACGACGCCGACGCCGGCCAGCAACGGCGUGGUGAUGAUAGUACCGGCCGGUCUAGGCCCGGCCACCGCCACCAUGGCCCACCAUUACGCGGUCUCGGACUUCGCCGUGGGCGGCAGGUGCAAGUGCAACGGCCACGCGGCGCGCUGCAUCCCCGGCAAGGACGGCGAGGUCGUCUGCGAGUGCAGGCACAACACCGCUGGCAGGGACUGCGAGCGAUGUCGGCCCUUCCACUUCGACCGGCCGUGGGCCAGGGCCACCGCCAGAGACGCCAACGAGUGCAAAGUGUGCAACUGCAACCUCCACGCGAGAAAGUGCAGAUUCAACAUGGAGCUGUACAAGCUGUCGGGCCGUGUCAGCGGAGGCGUUUGUCUGCAAUGCCGGCAUUUUACGGCAGGAAGGCACUGUCAUUACUGUCGCGAAGGUUACUACAGGGACCCGGCCAGACCGAUCACGCAUCGCAAGGCCUGCAAACCAUGUGAUUGCCACCCGAUCGGAGCUUCUGGAAAGACCUGUAACCAGAGCAGCGGCCAGUGUCCUUGUAAAGACGGUGUAACCGGUAUUACUUGCAACAGAUGCGCCAGGGGCUACCAGCAGAGCAGAUCGCAUAUUGCGCCUUGCAUCAAGAUACCCAGGGUCGUGCAGACGCAGGGCACGGCUGGCGAAGAGAGCGGCGAACACGAGGACGAUGAUGACGAGCGCGGAUACGACGGACGAACCGAUCAGUGUGGAAAGUGCCGCGCCAGCACGAAGAGGCUCAAUCUCAACAAGUACUGCAAAAGAGACUAUGCUAUUUUGGGCAGAAUAACGGACAGACACAAGAAAAGCGACGGCUCGCAGAGCGGCACAAGUGUAUCAGGCACAUCCUGGAUCCGAUUCACUCUAAACGUCGAUUUCAUUUACAAAAAAAAUUCCAAUUCAAGGAUUCGACGUGGUGACGUAUCUCUUUAUGUUCAUUCAGCUGAUCUGGCUUGCAGAUGCCCAAAAAUCAAGCCUAAUAAGUCGUACUUGAUCCUUGGCCAAGAGAACGACGGCGGUGGCCAAGGUGGACUCACGGUGACGCAGAGGUCGAUCGUCAUCGAGUGGCGCGACGAAUGGCAUCGCCGAAUGCGUCGUUUCCAACGAAGGGCGAGAUCGUGCCAUUGAAGUGUUCGCACGUCGCGGAAAGAGAGGAAGAGAUAGAAAGCGAGAUAGAAAGAGAAAAAGAGAGAGAGAGAGAGAGAGGGAGAAAGAGAGAGUGAAUGAGAGAACGAGAGUGAGUACGAAGGUGUAUGUAUGUGUGCGAGAAAGAUAGAGAGAAAGAGAGAGAAGUCGAUCCUUUCCUAACCGUGUUCGUAGAAGCCUGCAUAUCUUUAUUUACCGCGAAUACCGGUAUCGGGGUGCCGAUUUUGUUUUAUGCGCGGUAUUCGUCGACUACUGUAUGUACGUCGAAGACAAAAUAUGAGGAAGAGGAGGACGAAAGGAGAAGCUGCGAUAUUUCCAAAUGGAGUGUCCGCCAGGCGAAAUGACACGAGCAAUGCACGUGAUGCAUACGGAGGAUUUGUUGCGCAAAGACAAUUCCAUUACGUAGAUAAUCCCCAAGUUAAUCGCAAAAAAAUCAACUAUUCAAAAUAUAAAUACUGACAAAUUUAUUCUCAACGAAUACAUAUUUGUCUAGGCUUUUCUUUUUCGUUUCGAUAUGAAAAACUUUAAGCAAAAGUCCGAGCUUACCUCUUUGCUCGCAUGAAAUGCAAAUCAGUUCAAGUUUUUUCAGACUGCAAAUCGCGUUCCUAACGAGUAUCUAAUAUCUUUGUGCAGAACGAAAGAGUGUUCCUCGAUGUCGAUUCACUUCUGACAUUUGUUGCGCGACAUUUCUACGUGACAAGCGAUUUAUUGAACGGCAUGAAUCUUUGAGGCCUCGACGUCGUGCCCGUUCGCACCCGAUAAAUCGCAUGUCCAUGAGAAAUGUCGCGAGAUGAAUGUCGGGUUGAAUUUACGCGACAGAUUCAAUUACUCUGGAAUACCACAAAUCGCUGCCGGUAUGGUGUCCACGGUAUUCAAUGGCGAAUAAUCGUCCGAAUAUGUUGUUGUCUAUAUAGUUUCUGUUAUACCAUUUACACCUAACAUUUAAACCACAUUCAAGUGAAAAAUAUUCACUUUCCUCUCAAAAAGCGUCCUCACAGUCAGUAGCACAGUCAGAAUAUCGUGCUCAAUAGAAAUUAAUGGUUUUAAUUAAUUGUACGCACAACGAUAUACAAUAUAAUUUGCGGUAUUAAUAUCAUUAUGAUAUAUAAUCAAGCUCUUUCAAAACGCUUCUCCACAAUAAUAAUUCAUAUUCAUCAACAUCAAUUUGCUGUACACAAAAAAUGGACGUGAUAUAACGUGAGCGCGAUAUGUAUGAACCGGGCGUUAAUGCAUCUAUAUUAUGGAAGGUGCUGUCAUUAAAGCUUAAUAGAUUCGGUAAAGCGAAAUCAAUUUCCGAAAUCAUACGCAUCGCUGAUGCACAAUCUUUAAUCUUAUUCGUCCCCUUUUAUUUUUGCUUUACGAGCAGAAAUUGAGGCGAUGACUGAAAAAGGGACGCAUGAGCGAAACUCUUUCCCUUUUGAGAAAAAUUUAUUUAAAGUUUUUAUUUUUUCUACAUUCUUAUUAAGUUAAUAGAUUUGUAAUUGCGUCCAAGUAUUUUGUAAAAAUGAAAGCUUUACACAUUUUUUUUAAACAAGAUUUUUGCCCUCCUU
This is a messenger RNA of Camponotus floridanus (Florida carpenter ant), 4397 nucleotides long. Its product is annotated as netrin-1. NCBI's taxonomy places the organism in Eukaryota, Metazoa, Arthropoda, Insecta, Hymenoptera, Formicidae. The transcript has 7 exons. The coding region runs from base 580 to 2829 and encodes 749 amino acids. The record is from RefSeq and is a predicted model, not a curated record. Gene Ontology annotation, molecular function: protein binding.